This is a messenger RNA of Candoia aspera, 1325 nucleotides long. RefSeq names its product capping actin protein of muscle Z-line subunit beta (gene CAPZB). Gene Ontology annotation, molecular function: actin filament binding. NCBI's taxonomy places the organism in Eukaryota, Metazoa, Chordata, Lepidosauria, Squamata, Candoiidae. The record is from RefSeq and is a predicted model, not a curated record. The transcript is spliced from 10 exons. Gene Ontology annotation, cellular component: cytoplasm; F-actin capping protein complex. The coding region runs from base 179 to 1012 and encodes 277 amino acids. Gene Ontology annotation, biological process: cell morphogenesis; negative regulation of filopodium assembly; actin cytoskeleton organization.
AGGCAACGGCGGAAGUGGCGAAAAAGAGAAAGGCGGAGGUGGCGGCGGCGGAGGAGGGCUGCGGCCUGGCUCAGAACUCGGAGAGGCCGGACGGAGGGACCCGGAGUCGCCGCCGUCGUCGUCGUCGCCGCCGUUUCCGCUGCUGGUGCUGAGGAGGGCUCGGCCCCGCGGAGGCAUCAUGAGCGAACAGCAGCUGGACUGUGCCUUGGAUUUGAUGAGGCGUCUUCCUCCCCAGCAGAUAGAGAAAAACCUCAGUGACCUGAUUGAUCUGGUUCCCAGCCUUUGUGAAGAUCUCUUGUCCUCUGUUGACCAGCCUCUGAAGAUUGCUCGAGACAAGGUGGUGGGCAAAGACUACCUUCUGUGUGAUUACAACCGGGAUGGCGAUUCCUACAGGUCACCCUGGAGCAACAAAUACGAUCCACCGUUGGAAGAUGGCGCCAUGCCUUCGGCUCGCCUGCGCAAGCUUGAGGUGGAGGCAAACAACGCCUUUGACCAGUACAGAGACUUGUAUUUUGAAGGCGGCGUUUCCUCGGUCUACCUCUGGGAUCUGGAUCAUGGCUUCGCCGGGGUGAUUCUAAUUAAGAAAGCCGGCGACGGAUCAAAGAAGAUCAAAGGCUGCUGGGAUUCCAUCCACGUGGUAGAAGUUCAGGAGAAGUCCAGCGGCCGCACUGCCCACUACAAGCUGACCUCUACGGUGAUGCUGUGGCUGCAGACAAAUAAGACCGGCUCGGGCACGAUGAACCUCGGAGGCAGCCUCACCAGACAGAUGGAAAAAGACGAGACAGUGAGCGACUCCUCUCCACACAUAGCCAAUAUUGGCCGCUUGGUUGAGGACAUGGAGAAUAAAAUCAGAAGUACACUGAACGAGAUUUAUUUUGGAAAGACAAAGGACAUUGUCAAUGGGCUGAGAUCAAUUGAUGCUAUUCCUGACAACCAAAAGUAUAAGCAGUUGCAGAGAGAGCUCUCCCAAGUAUUGACCCAGCGGCAGAUGUACAUUCAGCCAGAUAACUAAACCGGCUCAGGUCUGUGCAGACGUUUGCGGACAAAUCAAAGCAAGAAGCUCUCAAGAACGACCUGGUGGAGGCGUUGAAGAGAAAGCAGCAAAGUUAGAAACCAGUAUCUCCCUUGACGAUGCUAACGAGACAUACCACGCACUCAUUAGACACCCUUCCUUAGACAUUUUUUUCUCCCUUGCAUCCUCCUCCCUUCUGCCUCCCCAUUAUUUUCUUCUACGUCAGAUCACUUCCUGCAUACAAUACUCUUCUGCUCAUAAAAAGCACCUCCAUUCCCCACUCCCACCCCCGAAUAAAGCUGUAUAAACUUUU